AGAAUGCACGCACACAAGCACACACAGACACGCACUACACACACAAAUAGUUUGGGGGUGUGGGAGUCUACGUAUGUGUGACCACCCAGUGUCGUAAUACAGGACCAUGAUUUAAGAGGGCAGAAAGGAGGACACAGAAAAAAACAGACGGAAAAAAGGGGCUAUUGAUUUCCAUCCUACAGUUUUUCAACAUGCGCGUCAUCAAUCUGGGUCCAGAUCCAUCACUGGCCUACAGGCCAGAACACCAGCCAGCAACCAGCAAGGACCAGACGGAGUUCCGCAACUUUGAGGACGGUGAACUGUUUGACCGGGUGCAAAACACGUACAAGCUCAUGCACACACACCAGACCUUGGAUUUUGUCAAACGGAAGCAUGCGGAGUGGAGUGGCUGUAGCCAUGCUAAGAUGACCAUGAUGGAGGCCAUAGACUCUCUGGAUCAACUGGUGGACGAGUCCGACCCCGACGUGGACUUCCCCAACUCCUUCCACGCCUUCCAGACCGCAGAGGGCAUCCGCACCCAGCACCCUGACAAAGACUGGUUCCAGCUGGUCGGCCUCAUUCAUGAUGUGGGCAAAAUGAUGGCCCUGUGGGGCGAGCCUCAGUGGGCUGUAGUUGGUGACACAUUCCCGGUUGGCUGCAAAUUCCAAGACUCCAUCGUCUUCAGAGACACAACUUUUAAAGAAAACCCUGACCUCAAUGAUCCUGUGCUCAGCACUGAGUGUGGCAUCUACAAGCCAAACUGUGGUCUGGAGAACGUGCUGAUGUCUUGGGGACAUGACGGGUCUGUAUAUGAUCCGUUUCCACUCGUUCUACCCCUGGCACUCCGGAAACAACUACUCAAACCUCUGCAACGACAAGGACACCAGUAUGCUGCCCUGGGUCAAAGAGUUCAAGUAAGCACACACACACCCACACUGCUAUGGGGACCCAAUCUUGGGGCCCCUCUCUCCCUGGACCCCGGCCAACAUGCCUGUUUGUCCUGUCGGCUUCCCUGCACAUGCGCGCGCAUGCACACACAUGCACACACAUGCACAAUGCACACACACACACACACACACACUGAUGGCACACACACAUGUGGCACAAAACAAGAUCUGUCACAGCACGGAGAGAGGUGGAUUUUAUUUUGUGCGAGCUCAGCUUACCAACAGCUUUUUCCACUCGCUGUCUGCAGGGGUGCGCCAACUAGUGGAAGAUGUUCUGCUGAUUGCAACGUUUUGGCAAGCCCACAUCAUGCUGUACUGAGACUGUGUGUUUGUGUGUGCUGUUUCCACAGUAAGAGACUGUGUGUUUGUGUGUGCUGUUUCCACAGUAAGAGACUGUGUGUUUGUGUGUGCUGUUUCCACAGUAAGAGACUGUGUGUUUGUGUGUGCUGUUUCCACAGUAAGAGACUGUGUGUUUGUGUGUGCUGUUUCCACAGUAAGAGACUGUGUGUUUGUGUGUGCUGUUUCCACAGUAAGAGACUGUGUGUUUGUGUGUGCUGUUUCCACAGUAAGAGACUGUGUGUUUGUGUGUGCUGUUUCCACAGUAAGAGACUGUGUGUUUGUGUGUGCUGUUUCCACAGUAAGAGACUGUGUGUUUGUGUGUGCUGUUUCCACAGUAAGAGACUGUGUGUUUGUGUGUGCUGUUUCCACAGUAAGAGACUGUGUGUUUGUGUGUGCUGUUUCCACAGUAAGUUUGACCUGUACACCAAGAGCGAGGAGCUGCCUGACGUGGACUCCCUCAGGCCGUACUACCAGUCCCUCAUUGAUAAAUACUGCCCAGGGGUAAUGCAGUGGUGAACCAAUACACUCUGGAGGGAACAGACCAGCAUUUUUGGAAAUGUCCAUUUUACACCUCCCCUUGAGUUCAAUAAUGACCGCCGCCAAAGGAGUUUAUGUGAACGUCUGAGUUUGUCGUUUGUUUGAAUUGCUGCUGUGUAUAUGCCAUGGCCUGCCACUAGGGGGCGCCAAGGAGGCUGUGUGCUGAUGAGCACACUUCCAAAAAUGACGGACUGUUCCUUUAAUGCACACAAGCUGGCACUGGUGCUAGAAACAUAUGCCAAUACAUCUCACUCACACAGUUGCACGGGACUUACAAAAUACACCUUCACCCACACUCAGAAAACAAAUGUGUGAUCAACCGCAUUCAUCAACCACAAAGCAAAUGUGAUUAAUCACGUUCGUCAACUGAUCAGUUGAUCUCCAUGGCACCAAUUCCACGUUCUUAAAUAUCACUC
Molecule: messenger RNA, 2218 nt
Organism: Engraulis encrasicolus (European anchovy)
Lineage: Eukaryota; Metazoa; Chordata; Actinopteri; Clupeiformes; Engraulidae
Gene: miox
Product: myo-inositol oxygenase
Exons: 8
Coding region: 192-1781 (529 amino acids)
Biological process (GO): inositol catabolic process
Cellular component (GO): cytoplasm
Molecular function (GO): inositol oxygenase activity; iron ion binding
Source: RefSeq, a predicted model, not a curated record